Pteronotus mesoamericanus is the source of this 2888-nucleotide messenger RNA. It is a transcript of the gene SCLT1, whose product is annotated as sodium channel and clathrin linker 1. Lineage: Eukaryota; Metazoa; Chordata; Mammalia; Chiroptera; Mormoopidae. The coding region runs from base 439 to 2502 and encodes 687 amino acids. Gene Ontology annotation, biological process: cilium assembly; clustering of voltage-gated sodium channels. The transcript has 21 exons. The record is from RefSeq and is a predicted model, not a curated record. Gene Ontology annotation, cellular component: centriole.
GGCCGAGCGGACUUGCACGGCUAGCCCCGGCCAUCCUAAAGUCGCCACUCACUUUGCUAAGGACGCUGCCGCCAGGCUGGCCGCUGGCUUCCUCGGAGCUCUCCAAGGUGGCCCGACAGGACCUCGAGUGACCCGCGAGACGUCUACAUCCGCCCGCGUCCCAGACUCACCCGGCUGGGAUUCGUGUAAAUGGGGAUCACAAUGCACUUGGCAGGUCCCCAGCAAACCUGAAAUCGGAAGUCUCUCGCCGGAGCGAGGGGCUCGGCUGGGACUCGGGAGCAGGAGGCGCAGCCCCUGCGGAUGCCGCCGGACUAGGAUGCCGAUUGCACCACUGGGCAGCCUCCCGAGAGUCGCGGUCGCCUUGUUUUCCCGCACAGCGAGUUCUGGGUCUCUUCGAGGAAAGUCAAGGCGGUAAAGGGCCAAACUCAUUUUAUCGAAAUGGCCACAGAAAGCGACCCUCUGGGAGAGAAAAAUCAAAGACUAAAUGAAAUUCUUAGGCCAUACCAACUGGAUACUUCCAAAUAUUCAACAGUACAGAAAGCUGCUGUCAAAGGAGAGGGAGAUGACAUAUUAGAAAACUCAAUAAUUGACCAAAGCUUUAUAGCCCCUCUCAUUACUGAGUAUGAUAAGCAUCUGGACGAGCUAAAUGGGCAGCUAAAAUAUUACCAGAAGCACAUGGGUGAGAUGAAACUACAGCUUGAAAACGUCAUCAAGGAAAAUGAAAGGCUGCACAGUGAAUUAAAAGAAGCUGUUGAAAACCAGUUGGAGGCCCUUCCCCUUGGCGCCGAGAUGAAAAAUGACAUAUAUAUAGAUGAUGAAACAGUCAAGAAUCUUCAGGAACAGUUACAACUAGUCCAGCAAGAAAAAAAUCAGGCCGUGGAACUCUGGCAGACUGUUUCUCAGGAGCUGAACCGGCUGCAGAAACUUUACCAAGAACACAUGACUGAGACCCAGGUUUAUGUGGCCGAAAGUCAAAAACAAAAGGAUCAGCUGAACAGUUUUCAGCAACUGACAAAGAAGCUUCAUGUUACUAAUGAGAACAUAGAAAUGACUAAUCAACACUUUCUGGAAACAGUAACUGAACAGAAUGUGGAAAUCGAGCGACUCCGAAAACAACUUAGGCAGACGAAGUCAGAUCUGAGAAUUGCAGCUGCAAAAGUGGAAGAGUUAACUAAAAUGACUGAACAUUUUCAAAACCAGAUGAAAAAGAAGGAAGAGGAUAUGGUGUCUGCCCAAAAAAGAGAGGAAGCAUCAGACAGGCGUCUACAGCAGUUGCAAUCCAGCAUAAAAGUAUUAGAAACAAGAUUAUGUGUAGCAAUCCAAGAAGCCAACCAAUUAAGAGCAGAGAAAACACAUUUGGAAAAUCAGACCAGAGACUUACACGCAAAGUAUAACGAAUUAGAAAAUGAGAAGUAUGAAGCUAUUGUAAGAGCCAGAAACAGCAUGCAACUCUUAGAGGAAGCUACCCUGCAGAAAAACCAGGCUCUGCUUGAGGAGAAGCAAAAAGAAGAAGAGGUAGAGAAAAUGAGAGAAACAAUUUCUCAGAUUAUUCAAGAUGCUGCCGCAAGAACCAAGAAGGAAGUUUCAAACACAAGAAAGCAAUAUAAUAUACAGAUUUCUCGACUGACAGAAGAACUUUCAGCCCUUCAGAUGGAGUGUGCCGAAAAACAAGGCCAAACUGAACGAGUCAUUAAGGAGAAAAAAGCAGUGGAAGAAGAACUAGAAAAGAUCUACCGUGAAGGCAAAGGAAGUGAAAGCCUUUACAGAAAACUGGAAGAAAUGCACCAAAGAUGCCUGGUUGCAGAGCGUUCAAAAGAUGAUCUUCAUCUAAGACUUAAGACAGCAGAAAACAAAAUAAAACAACUUGAAAUAAAUUCCUCAGAAGAGAUAUCACGUUGCCAAGAAAUGAUUCAGAAACUUCAAAGUGUCUUGGAAUCUGAGAGAGAAAACUGUGGAUUAGUCAGUGAACAAAGGCUAAAACUUCAGCAAGAAAAUGAACAGUUACAGAAGGAGACUGAGGAUUUAAGAAAGAUUGCUCUCGAGGCCCAAAAAAAGGCCAAAUUAAAGAUCAGUACAAUGGAACACGAAUUUUCAAUAAAGGAACACGGGUUUGAAGUUCAGCUGAGAGAGAUGGAAGACAGUAACCGCAAUUCUACCGUUGAACUGAGGCAUCUCUUAGCGACUCAACAGAAGGCAGCCAAUCGGUGGAAAGAAGAAACAAAGAAGCUUACUGAAAGUGCUGAAAUUAGGAUCAGUAAUCUGAAGAGUGAGCUGAGUCGACAGAAACUUCAUACCCAAGAGCUGCUUUCUCAGCUGGAAAUGGCAAAUGAAAAGGUGGCCGAGAGUGAGAAGUUAAUUCUAGAGCAUCAAGAAAAAGCCAACAGACUGCAGCGGCGCCUCAGUCAGGCAGAGCAGAGAGCUGCUUCAGCUUCACAGCAGCUCAGUGCGGUCACCGCGCAGAGAAGAAAAGCAGCCUCCAUGAUGACUCUGGACAACAUCUAAAAGCGCCCGCGGUUCCCUCCCGGAGCAGGGCGCUGCCGCGGCAGCUUCUGCGGAGAGCGGUGCCGCCGGUGUCGCUCUGCGUGGGCGCGUUCCGUCUGCUUCCGAGGAUCGUCGGGAACCAGAGCCGCGACAGCUCCCAGCGAGUGCGGGCGCCGCGGCCCUGCCCUGAGCGUCAGUGGAGAAUAAAGCCGCCGGGAAGGCCUCUUUCGCCUUCAUCACUGUGUCGAUUUUUCAGUCCCCCCUUUCCCUUGGAGGAGCAUAGUAAUUUUUAAACUAUGCUAAUCAUGAGGAAGAGAUUUUAAGAAAAUGCUAGAAUUUUAGUAUUUCAGUUUCCAAGAUUUGAGAAUUUUACACCUCCUUGUUACUCCUAACUCACUUUAAGGUUC